Molecule: messenger RNA, 1834 nt
Organism: Bombyx mori (domestic silkworm)
Lineage: Eukaryota; Metazoa; Arthropoda; Insecta; Lepidoptera; Bombycidae
Exons: 3
Coding region: 5-628 (207 amino acids)
Source: RefSeq, a predicted model, not a curated record
CUGGAUGUUGAUAUUUGAAAUUAUUUUGUUGUACGUCGUGUCGGGACCAAGUCACGCGCUCACCGGCGGCACCUCGCACAACAUCACCACCUGCGAAGAAUUCGAACGCGGAGCUCGGUUCGAUCCAUACGCGAUUAUCGAUUCAAUGUGGAAAAUAUUCUACUUUUGGGCAAACACAACGGAGAUCAAUCCAAUUGUGUUUUCGUUGCCCGCAAAAAAGAGGUUAGCAAAGUUUAAGGAAGUAAUAGAAGCAAUCGAGCCACAUCUUGAGGUGGAAUGGCAAAAAGCGACGAUGUUCAUGACCCCACGACCGGGCGUUGAGGUUCUCCUGCUGCAUGCGACAACACCGGGAGCAUUUCGAGCACUCGUCAAGCAAGAACAGCGUCAUAAAGCAAGACCACAACCAGUGCCAUUAGUAAAAUUCGCCGAUAUACGAAUAAAGUUAGUAAAUCAAUUUAUGGGAAUGAUGUGUUGUGAAGACCUAACUGCGUACGCUCUGGCAAGAACCGAUAGCAUUCCAACCACAGAAAAAAGUUGCAAAGAAGCUGCUGACAAAAUCGGGUACAAAGGGCCAGAUGGAAGAUCUUAUCUUUUUUUGCAGAAAAGGCAAAUUGACGAUGAAUUUUAAAUUUAUAAGAAACAAUUUUAGUCCGAAAACCAUAACAACUUGAAAAAAAAAAUGUUUACAAAACAACAAGCCUCCAGCGACUUUACAACGUUUUACAAGUAAAUCAUUAAAUAACGUAACUCUGAUUUCUUUCUAAAAUGGAAAAUUUCGACAACAAAAUUUCAAAACAAACAAAAUUCUUAAAACGAUGUUAAUCUAUCUGGCCUUUUCAUUAUCUUUAUUGAAAUAAACAAUGACCAAUCAUCUGUAAUGCUGUUCACUGAAAAGGUUGGACUUACUAGUACCGGUGAAGACACAAUAAAAUAUGUUUUAACAUUAUUAUUUUUAUUGUUUGAGUUUUGCACAUUAUGAUCGGUUUGAUUUCAUUGAUUCAAUCAAUCAAUCUUUAAUUGACUAUUGAAAUAUUUUAUAAUAUUAAUUGAUUAUAUUAAAAAGAUUUCUCGAGUCGUAGAUAAGAUUAAACACAGUUUUUCAUUUUAAUAUCUAAAUGUACAAUAAAACACAACAAAAAAUCUGUGAUGUUUUCCAUCCAACAGUGCAAAGUUACAAACAGUGUAAGAAAUACAGUAUACGUAAAAUAUGUUUGCGGGAAGGUAUUGCGUGCUAUAAUUGAUUUAUUGGCAGAUCGGGACCGUGAAAGUCCCAUUUCCCACAUUACUCAGUAAAAUAUCGAUGGAACCACAGCGAGCUCGAACAAGAAGUGCAAAAUCUAUGCUUUUAUUAGAUAAAAAAUCCAUCAAGUCAUCUUUGGUUCGUAUUUGCAGCCAUAAUAUUACAAUACAACAUUUUUUCGUGUUAAAUGUAAGAAAAUACAGUUAUAAACAUAAGAAUAAUAAAACAGCACCUUUUUUCACAAUACCACACACAUAUGUACGUAGUUCAUGCGUAUUUCAGGCUGUCUCUAUAAGUUUCACUGAAAGCCGGAUAUUGGUGAACGUUAGGAUUUUCCGGCAUAUCCUGACGUUCUCCAAUAGCUCGUGAUAUUUACAAAGAAAACAAGACUCUAGAAAUAUCAACUGUUACUUUGCUACUAGAUUUAAAAAUGCAUAUAUUAAACUAGAACCAACUUACUACUAGAAAUUUGCAUUUUGAAUAUAAGCUGCCAGAACAAUUUAAGUUAUAUUCCUGAUAUUAAAAAUGUGAAAUUUACUCCUGAGACUCACCCACUGAUGCUCUUAUAAAUUAAAAUUUUAAUAACUCAUCCCC